Molecule: messenger RNA, 719 nt
Organism: Chanos chanos (milkfish)
Lineage: Eukaryota; Metazoa; Chordata; Actinopteri; Gonorynchiformes; Chanidae
Gene: chchd10
Product: coiled-coil-helix-coiled-coil-helix domain containing 10
Exons: 4
Coding region: 108-536 (142 amino acids)
Biological process (GO): mitochondrion organization
Cellular component (GO): nucleus; mitochondrion
Source: RefSeq, a predicted model, not a curated record
UCACAGCCAGUCAUUAGUGUACUUGCGGUGUGACGAUAAGUUACUGUUAUCGAAACACUGUCAAACAUUGUCUCUGCUGAUUGAAUUUUUCUAAUAAUCCUACAAAGAUGGCCAGAGGAAGUCGCAGUCGCCCUUCAGCGCCAGCAAGUGCUCCAGCUCCAUCUUACACACCAGCUCCAGCUCCUCCUCCUCCAGCAGCACUGGCUCCGGCUCCAGCCCAGCCCAAGCAGCCCGGGCUCAUGGCCCAGAUGGCCUCUACCGCUGCCGGGGUGGCGGUUGGCUCGGCCGUGGGACACGUGAUGGGCAGUGCUCUCACAGGUGCCUUCAGUGGAGGCAGCAGUUCUGAGCCAGCCAAACCCACCAGCACACACCAGGAGCCCCCCCGCGCCGCACCCCCCCAGCCUGGUCCAUGUCAUUUUGAGGUGAGGCAGUUCCUUGACUGCGCGACCACACAGGCAGACCUCAGCUUAUGUGAAGGAUUCAAUGAGGCACUCAAACAAUGCAAAUACACACACGGAGUGACAUCUCUGGUGUGACAGUGAAACGGGACCACAAUCUCAGAAAACACUGAAUGUAGACAGGAAGUGUACUGGUCAAGAAUUACUAACUCUCCAGUAGUUAAGCUGUAUCAGUUUUGUUUGUGGAUGUGAAAUGCAUUUCUUUGAAUGUGUGAUUAUGUGUAUGGGAUUGCAAAAUAAAAGCGCUACUAUUUACUUUUA